Molecule: messenger RNA, 6484 nt
Organism: Gallus gallus (chicken)
Lineage: Eukaryota; Metazoa; Chordata; Aves; Galliformes; Phasianidae
Gene: FER1L6
Product: fer-1 like family member 6
Exons: 41
Coding region: 406-5988 (1860 amino acids)
Biological process (GO): plasma membrane organization
Cellular component (GO): membrane
Source: RefSeq, a predicted model, not a curated record
AGAGCCCUGUAUGUUGGGCUGCUAUAAAGUCAGGAAAAUCACAGGUGGAAAGAGUAAGUAUAAAGCAGAGUAUAAAUACACAGAAAGUUCAAACAAGAGUAAUGUUCCUGAGAGUGAUAGCUCAGUCUGGAAGCCAGCCCCUUCCAAAGUCUCUUGGUGAGGUGAAGAGGCUGACGUUCUUCUAGCUUGGAGCUAUUGGAGGAGAGCAGUGUGGGGCUUGCUGGCUUCUCCUGCAGAUCUCCUCAGAGUAAGAGUUAAUGUUUGCAUAGGGAAAAGUCUUUGUUCCGGUUCAGUGUUUACCAACUGGAAUGACCAGGCUUAGGGUCAAUGAGUCUUAGAUACAAAUAUAAGCUUGGAGAGCCAGUUCACAAUGUAAGAGGCAACAGUUGGAAGUAAAAAAGCAGGAUGGAGCCCACAGUGGUGGCACCUCAGGCUCACAGAAAAGGGCUGUUUGGUGGAAUGAAGCUGAAGAAGAAGAAAAAAGGCGAGAAAGGGUUGACUAUUGCAAACAAAGACGCACUGGGUGAUCAUGAUGAAAGUGAAAAUCGUCACCAUGACACUCUUGGAAGACAAGAAGAAGAAGAGGAAGACCUGAUGAACAGCAGUGCAUUGUCCAGUGCUUUUGGAUCUUUAAGCCCAGAGAGGAAAAGGGCAAAGCUGGUGCCCAGAAUUCAUGAAGAGGAGAUGAAAACCCAGAACUACCAGAUUGCCAUCACCAUCACUGAGGCCAGGCAGCUGGUGGGUGAGAACAUUGAUCCCAUAGUGAUCAUUGAGAUUGGUGAUGAGAAGAAGCAAACAACAGUGAAAGAAGGCACAAAUGCUCCCUUCUACAAUGAGUACUUUGUGUUUGAUUUCGUUGGACCACAGGUGUUUCUGUUCGACAAAAUAAUCAACAUCUCUGUUAUGCACCAUAAACUGAUUGGGAGUGUGCUGAUAGGCUCCUUUAAGGUAGACCUGGGGACAGUGUAUGCUCAGCCAGGUCAUCAAUUUUGUGACAAGUGGGCGCUUCUCACAGAUCCUGCUGAUAUUAGGACAGGAACCAAGGGAUACCUGAAGUGUGACAUCAGCGUGACUGGGAAAGGCGACACGAUACAAGCCACACAAAAAACAGCUGAUACUGAGGAGCAGAUUGAAAAAAAUCUCUUGAUCCCCAGAGGAUUUCCAUCUGAAAGACCAUGGGCCAGAUUUUAUGUGAGAAUUUACAAAGCAGAAGGACUUCCGAAGAUGAACUCUAGCAUCAUGGCAAAUGUUACGAAAGCGUUCAUAGGUGACAGUAAGGACCUUGUGGAUCCCUAUGUGGUGGUCAUGUUUGCAGGUCAAAUGGGUCGGACAACUGUGCAAAAGAACUGUGCAGAUCCCAUAUGGCACGAACAGAUUAUCUUCAAGGAAAUGUUCCCUCCACUCUGCCGAAGAGUCAAAAUCCAGGUCUGGGAUGAAGGCAGCAUGAAUGAUGUGGCCUUAGCCACCCACUUCAUUGACUUGAAGAAAAUAUCCAAUGAACAAGAUGGUGACAAAGGGUUCUUGCCUACCUUUGGACCCGCCUGGAUCAAUCUCUAUGGCUCAGCCAGGAAUAACAGCCUCAUGGACGACCACCAGGAGCUUAAUGAAGGUUUUGGAGAAGGGGCCUCUUUCAGGGGGCGUCUCUUCAUUGAGAUUGCUGUGGAGAUACUUUCAGGAGGAGCCCGUGAGUCAAAAUUUUCAAGGAUCACCAAGGAUAUCAAGUUGCCAGCUAAAGAUUCCAAAGCAGCCAAAGGAAAAGACAAAACUGACAAAGGAGGAGAGGAUGGAAAGUCAGCUUCUCCUUCAGAUAAGACAAACUCAACUGAAGUGGAAGUUGAGCCAUUUGAUGCGCCUUCAGAGAUCUAUGGAGAGAAAUUUGAAGAGUUCCUCCUCUUUGGGGCAUUUUUUGAAGCCACAAUGAUUGAUAGGAAGAUUGGGGACAAGCCAAUAACCUUUGAGGUUUCUGUUGGUAACUUUGGUAAAGUUACUGAUGGAGUGUCAGCAGGAGCUGGAGGGAAAAAGAAGGCACGUGAUGAAGAAGUGGAAGAAAGUCUUCUACACGAUAAGGACGAUGAAAUGUGUCAUAAGCUUGGAGUACCCCUGGCAUCCAUCACACACCCUGAGAAGCCACUAAUCACAGGUGGGAACAGGAACUAUCAGUACUUGCCAUAUGAUGAGAGGAAGCCCUGUAUCUGUGUCAGGAGUUACUGGGGUGACCAGACCUUUCGUCUGUACUCUUCUAACACUCUUGAAAAAAUGGCAGAUCACCUGGAGGAAUCAUUACUGCAAGUAAAGGAUUUGAUCAAGGUUUCAGAGAUUGAAGCUGAGGAGAAAAUGAGGACAACCCUAAGUGACUUCAUCAAUCAGAGCAAGGCCUUCAUGAGCGUUGUUGAAAAGAAGCCCAAAGGGUUGAACUACACUACUUUGGACAAAAAAAGACUCAUGCUGUUCAGGCAAGAGCUGGAAGCAAUGUCCAGUGAUGCUAAAGGAAUUAUUCAGCAACAGAAAAAGAUGUCACUGGAUGAAAUGAUACGUGCAACUCAGAUCUUUAUAGAUAAAAUUCGAUUCUUGGUUGACGAGCCACAGAAUACAGUGCCUGAUGUAUUCAUCUGGAUGCUCAGCAACAACAAGAGAGUUGCAUAUGCAAGAAUCCCUGCAAAAUCCAUCCUUUAUUCCCCGGAGAAAGAUCAGAGAGGCAAGGACUGUGGGAAGAUUAAAACCCAUUUCCUGAAACUACCUGGCAAGCGCCCGUUGGGCUGGACAGUGCAGGCAAAGGUGGACAUCUACCUAUGGCUUGGACCUGCCAGCUACACCCACCACAUCAUGGAUAAUUUACCUGUAGGUUAUGAGACUGAAAUACCAUCCAGUGCCAGCUCAGGGCACAGCAUGGUGCCCUCUCCUGCCUGCCUGCGAUAUAAAACCGUGCACCUCUUCCAGCUGAGAGCCCACAUGUAUCAGGCAAGGGGGCUCAUUGCAGCCGACAGCACUGGACUUUCUGAUCCUUUUGCGAAAGUUACUUUCACGUCACACUGCCAGACCACAAAGAUCAUUUCUCAGACGUUGUCCCCUACUUGGAACCAGAUGCUGCUCUUCAAUGGCAUUGUGCUUCACGGGGAUGGGGAGGAAAUCGCCCAGUUCCCUCCAGAGAUUGUCAUUGAGCUGUAUGAUGACGAUGCAGUGGGUAAAGCAGAAUAUAUUGGGUCUACAGUGACUGCCCCAGUGGUGAGACUUGCUGACCAUAAGUAUGAACCACCUAAGCUCUCUUACCACCCAGUGUACUGUGGGAAUCUUUCUGGAGGAGACAUUCUUGCUGCAUUUGAGCUCUUAGAGAUUCCUGACUCUGAUCCAGACAGACUUCCCCCCGUGGAUCCACCAGAUGUUACCCAGAUCUACCCAGUUCCAGCCAACAUUCGACCUGUUUUAAGCAAGUACAGAGUAGAGGUCCUGUUCUGGGGUGUUCGAGAACUUAAGAAAGUCCAGCUUCUAUCUGUUGAUCGCCCCCAGGUUUUCAUUGAGUGUGCAGGGAGAGGAGUGAAAUCCUCCGUCAUCCAGAGCUACAAGAAAAAUCCCAAUUUCAGUGUCCUUGCAGACUGGUUUGAAGUGGAACUGCCAGAAAAUGAACUGUUGCAUCCACCACUAAGCAUCUGCGUAGUUGACUGGAGAGCUUUUGGAAGGAGUACUCUUGUUGGAACACACACCAUCAAUUGCCUUAAGCAAUUCCUAUUUAAGCCCCAGUUGGAUCUUCAGGCCACACCAAGCAGACUUGACAUUGCAGAAACAGAGAAAGCUUCACCUGAGUCAUCCCAGCCUCCCGACUUAUCCCAGGAACCUUGUUUAGCUGAUCACAUCUACGCUGAGGUGGAGCAGGGUAAAUGUACAGUGAUAGAGCUAGAACCAAGUCCCGCAACACCUCCUGCUGCUGAACCAGAGCACUCCAUUUCUGAACCAGAGAAAGACAGAAAACAAAAGGAUAGGAAAAAAUCCUUGCGACGGUCAACAAAGAGGAAAAAAAGAACAAUUGCAGAUGAAUCAGCUGAGAACGUUAUUGACUGGUGGUCAAAAUACUAUGCAUCCAUGCUCAAAAUGCAAAAAAUGAAAGAAAUUUUUCCCAGUGAGGGGAAAGCUGAAGAAUGUAAGCAAACUUCAGACUACAUUGCACUGACUGUAGAAGAGGAGCCAAACAAAAAGAAGGAUAAGACAUUCAAAAGGAAACAGCAAGAAACAACUCCAAACCUAGCAACACUGCAGAUUUAUGAAGGAGACUUGGAGAGUGAAUUUAAUAACUUUGAGGAUUGGGUGAAAACUUUCCAACUCUUAAGAGGAAAAUCUAAUGACGAAGUUCAUGCUGACUCUGAAGACAGAAUAAUAGGAAAAUUUAAGGGCUCCUUCUGCAUAUACCCAAGUCCUGAGGAUGGCAGCGUGCUGGACGGAGGGCAGCCUCACAUCCUGCAAGGGAUACCACCAAACCACUCCAUCAACGUCCUUAUCAGGGUGUAUAUUGUGGCAGCAUUUAACCUCAGCCCAGCUGAUCCAGAUGGCAAGUCAGAUCCCUACAUUGUGCUGAGACUGGGCAACACAGAAAUUAAAGACAGAGAAAACUACAUUCCCAAGCAGCUGAACCCAGUGUUUGGAAGGUCAUUUGAAAUCCAGGCUACAUUUCCCAAGGAUUCUCUGCUUACAGUUCUGAUCUAUGACCAUGACUUUGUGGGAACCGAUGAUCUGAUUGGAGAAACUAAAAUUGAUUUGGAAAAUCGUUUCUACAGCAGGCAUAGAGCUACCUGUGGGUUACAAAGUCAAUAUGAAAUAGAAGGGUACAACGCAUGGCGAGAUGCAACCAAGCCAAGCGAGAUCCUCACUAAGCUGUGUAAGGACAACAGAAUAAAUGGGCCUUUCAUGCGGCCAGGGGAGAUACAAGUAGGAACAAAAGUCUUCAAGGGACAGACAGUCUUCACUGAAGAUGAGAAUGAGGAGCCAGUUGAAUCGUAUGAACAUCUUUCCUUAAAGGUUUUACGUUCUUGGGAAGAAAUCCCUGAAGUUGGAUACAAACUGGUCCCAGAGCAUAUUGAGACUCGGCCUCUCUACCAUAAGGAUAAGCCAGGCAUGGAACAGGGUCGUUUACAGAUGUGGGUUGAUAUGUUUCCAAAACACAUGCCUCUGCCAGGACCCCCAGUGGACAUUUCACCAAGAAAACCCAAGGGCUAUGAACUGAGGGUAAUCAUUUGGAACACAGAAGAUGUAAUUCUAGAAGAUGAAAAUAUCUUUACAGGGCAAAAAUCAAGCGAUAUCUAUGUAAAAGGGUGGAUAAAGGGCCUGGAAGAGGACAAACAGGAGACAGACGUUCAUUACAACUCCUUGACAGGAGAGGGCAACUUCAACUGGCGCUUUGUGUUCCCAUUCCACUAUCUCCCAGCAGAAAAACAAAUGGUCGUUAGUAAAAGAGAAAACAUAUUUUCCUUAGAAAAGACAGAGCGCAAGAUACCUGCUGAACUUGUGCUUCAGGUGUGGGACUUUGAAAGGCUCUCUUCAGAUGAUUUCUUGGGCACUCUUGAACUGAACCUGAAUGGGUUCCCUCGGGCAGCAAAGACAGCCAAGAGCUGUGAUUUAGGCAUGGUUGUGGCAGCAUGUGAAGAAAACAAGAUCUCCAUCUUUCAGCAGAAGCGUGUCAGAGGCUGGUGGCCUUUCAUCAAGGCUGGGGAGCUCACGGGCAAAGUGGAAGCUGAGUUUCACUUAGUGACAGCAGAAGAAGCUGAGAAGAAUCCAGUAGGCAAAGCACGAAAGGAGCCGGAGCCCUUGGAAAAACCCAACCGACCAGACACAUCCUUCUCUUGGUUUGUCAAUCCUUUCAAGUGUUUGUACCACCUGAUCUGGAGAAAUUACAAGAAGUACAUCAUCAUUGGCAUAAUUCUGCUUAUUCUCAUCGUCUUCCUGGUGCUCUUCAUCUACACAUUGCCAGGUGCAAUCAGUCGUAAGCUAGUUGUAGGAAUGUAGGAUUACAGCUCUCAUGGUAACCAAUUGUAUACAAAUGCUUAAGUUAAAACUAAAAAUCAGGCAGAGGUAAUGAACCUGAAAUACAUCUCACUCCUUGUAAACAGAAAGCAUAACUACUCCUCUGAGAAACUGGAACUAUCUUAGACUGUUUUCACAUCUUACUUCUUUGGCUGCUCAUUCAGACUCUGCCUUAAUGUACAUCAUCAUUAACAUCCUGCUGUAGCUUCAGUGGCAAUGAAAACUUCAUUCUGCACCUAAAAAUGUGUGUUUACAAGUGAAUUCCUCAAUGUUACGCAGAAGCUGAUUUGUCAAUCGUGUGUUUAUUACAGAAAAAAAUGAUUAAAUAUUGCGAGAAAAAUCUGUGCUAAAACAAAUGUACAGUUCUGUCGUUCCACAGUUUUGCAAUUAAUUAUUUGGAGUGGUUUUCAGUGAUUUUAUAAAGGUAUGACUAUUUUGAGCUAAAAGGUUUAUUAAUAAAUCAGAAGUUUAAUUGGCU